Molecule: messenger RNA, 2115 nt
Organism: Annulohypoxylon maeteangense
Lineage: Eukaryota; Fungi; Ascomycota; Sordariomycetes; Xylariales; Hypoxylaceae
Exons: 4
Coding region: 1-2115 (704 amino acids)
Source: RefSeq, a predicted model, not a curated record
AUGGCCCAUAUAGCAGCUUGUCUCGUCGAUACCGAUUUUGAGGGUAGCCUAAGAAGUUAUAUAGUAAAUGCCUUCUCCGCCAAAGACUCUACCGAUUCGUUGUCGUCUGUAAGCUCGACUGAGGAAAAGAAGCCAUUUGCUUGGAGGAUGCAGAACCCGGAAGCGAGGAAGUACCAGCUAUUCCCUAGGGAAAAACAGCUCCCAUCACCGAUUAUUGGGAAGCAGUUGGACCCUGAGCAAGCCUUCGCCAUGGCUAUGGGACAAGCAGAGAAGACCUCGGUAUCGAACGGUCUCCGGAUGAGAAUCAAGGAGCACAACCUGACGAGAAGGAGGAAAAUCAGCGUCCCCGAGUUAGGUCCUAUGACAACAGUACAGGAGGUUGCAAUGGAUUCUCCAACAAUCCCAGGCCGGCCUGCGUUACAUGAACGAUCCAUUAGCUCUCCUGUUAAUUCCUGGCGCCAGCGUCAUUUCAUGGAGUCCGUGUCUACUAUGAAGGAAAAUUUGGAUGAGAAUUCAGAAAUAUCUGCCCCUUCCGAAGACGUACGGAAAUUUACUGGUUCACCUUUAAAGCAACCUCUCUCACCUAGGGAUCUAGCACCUUUAACGAUACCCACGCAAAGUGGCUCAAUCCCGAGACUAGCGCGGCAACUUUCGUUAAGCCGCCUUAGAAAUAAGGACAAGGAACCGGAAUCAGCCAUGAAGUCUGCUCGUACUGAUGACUCGCCGAGGACGCGCACUCCAUUCACGCCCGCUUCGACUUCGAUUACGACCCCUAUGUCGGCGUCUACGAAUAUGACUACUUCCACAUUGCCAACACCAUUAUCAGCACCCGCAGAAUGCCGAGCUUCGCCGAGACCAUGGGAAAGAAUGGGCUCGAUUACGCCUGUGCUCGAAUCACGAUCGAGCAAUGAAUCCAUGGCGACCCCGAAAGCAGACUCCGAGACACGAGCCGCCCCGACCCUAUCACAUAGACGUGGCAAUUCCGAGUCUGGGAGCAUCAUGGAUCGCGGGCGUCCACGAAAGCGAAGCGAUGGGACACCAAUCGGUGGUUUCCAUAAGCGAGAUGCGUCUAAGAGAAGCGUCAGUGCUGAACGCCGGGCCUUCGAGGCCUUGCCCCAAGGAUGGAAGUCUACUGAUGCAGUCAAUAAUAUGGAUGCAUCAGAAGUUGCUUACUUGCAGAAGCAAGCACUAGGCCAAGUUCUAAGGUUUGAGGUGCUCAAGAAGGACGACGUUGAGAGCCUUUCAAAGGAGCUUCGCCAUCUUGAUGAGCGAACAGAGUAUCUUCGUCGUACCUACACUUCCCUCCGUGCUGGACGUCGAAAUCUCCACAGCCGCAUUUGUCAAUAUUUGCGAUCUCCUCGUGUUGCUAAAUUUAGCUACGAGUCGAUGCUAAAGCAAGAGGAAACCCUUGCUGAGCUCGAUGCCUCAAUUGAUGAUUGGGUUAGUAAGCUUGAACAUGCCGAGAAUCGACGAACCCGCGUCAGGCAAAAGCUUCUUGAGCAUGUUGCUGCCGCGUCUACCCUUUCGAUGGUCAAAGAUGUUGCUGGCACAAGCGAGAUUCUUCAGCAAGCCAUGGGAAUUCGGCUGCCAACCGGAGUUUCUGAUAUCUCCACGCCACCCCGAAGCCCAACCAAGACUAGUACCCCCACUCAGUCUCAGUCACCAUCUACAUCUCCUCAACGUGUUGUCGCCAGAGUCCCUUCAAUGAUCCCUGAGCUACCGGCUGAGGAGCUUGAAGAAGCUCCAAUUGACCGUAAACGCAAGAGCUCGUCAGCAGAGUCUACUCUCCAGCGAAUGGAAAGCAUUCGCAUCUACGCUGACAGCGACGUUUACGCUCUGCUCGCGGACGUCGAAAACGAGUUUACUAAACUAAACGGUGGCGCUGCCAGCCCGGAACCCCCGUCCCGACAUGAGACAGAAGAGCAACGCAAAAUUCUACACCGUGCCCGUAGCCACGAUAUCAUUAAUAAUGGUUACCCAAAGGGUCUCAACAAGACACCUCCAAUUUCACCCCCUGCACCUACGCCACCGGUCAAGAACUCCCCCACAGGCGACAUUUUCUUGACUGCCGCCGUCUUCCAGCCGACGCGAACAGGAACACCUGCAUCUAAUUAA